Messenger RNA from Acanthoscelides obtectus, 1149 nucleotides. Lineage: Eukaryota; Metazoa; Arthropoda; Insecta; Coleoptera; Chrysomelidae. The record is from the annotation of a GenBank genome assembly.
AAUCAAUGUUUCUUAUAGAGAGUUUGGACAUGUUUAAUGUUACAGAAGCUGUUCACAAUGUCCUCCAUUAUUGGUUAUGCACAUUGUUGUUCUUAAAAUAAUGUGUCGUGUUGGGCGGCAGACCAUAUCCGUGUCAGCCCUAAUUUUGUUCGCAGCGGUAUGGAUCCAUUUCUAGGGGGGUGAGUUAGGACAUUGUAGGGGUGGAUUUGUUGAUAAAAAUAGCUGAAAGAUAUCCCCCUCAAAUAUCGGUAUGUCGUGACCAAACACAUUGUAUGCAGUCUAUUUAAAGAAGGGGUCCAGACACCUUGUAAUAUUGAUUUCAGUCGGUUGAGCAAAAUGAAGUGAUUUUGAAAUUAGGAUUUCGAAAAUAUUUUUGCGGAUGUUCGCGUGUUCCAAGUAUUUAUCACAGCGAGUGGUAAUAGCAAAGUAGAUAGUGUUAUCGACACUUGCGCCUUAUGAUGAUGUAAUAAAUAUUGACCUGUUUAUGAGAAGUGGCUGUAGCAAAGGAGGGAUCAGCGGCCUUGCUAGAACUGUGUUAGGGAAAGUGCGAUACAACCUAGGUAGAACUGGGAAUAAAAUACUCAUUGUGUACACUUCGAAGCAGAAUUAUCACUCCGCGCUUUUAACUGUAUAAAAAUAAAUCUUCAUGUUCUAUAAAUUUUCAGAUGGAUUAAACAUAUAUGAUUUAAUGUUUCUCCAUCUGACGGUCGCUAUCAAUUGUUAUUAUAUGGAUGACCCAAUAGAAAUAUUUUGUUUCUCCAAAUGCAAGACAACAUAGAAGGUAUACUAAGUCUAAUUCGGUGCCCAUGAACCCUGAGGAUGUAGCAUUUGUGGGGGAAAAAGUUAGAAGUCAUGAAAAAAUCGAAAGAUACAGAAGAGCCCAUCUGAAUGAUUUGGAGAAUAUCCCAUUCUUCACAAUAAUAAGUUUUCUGUAUUUACUGACCAACCCUUCAGUAAAUGCUACGAUUAUGAUGUUUAGGAUCUACACUAUUACCAGAAUAGCACAUACCAUAACAUACUGCUUUCUGGAGUCUGCUUCUAGAAUUCUUUUAUAUCAACUUGGAGCUGCUAUAUUAUUCUAUAUGACCUAUUCUGUAGUCAAGCAUUUCAUAUAAAUAUAACAACAUCAAUAAAUUUCUUCUAAAAUUU